UUCUAGCACAUGACAGCAGAAGGGGCAGAAGUGCCUUUUUUUUAGAAUUUAUUUCCCUGCUGUUUAGUAUAUACUUCAAAAACAAAGAUACAUGAAUUUUGAUACAACAUUUACAGAGAUCUACAACUAAACGAUAAAAUAUUCAAAAGUAUGAAUAAUGAAAUUAAUAAUAAUAUGAUACGGGUUUGACAUAAUGAGAAAUUAAAAUGGGAUCAGACUUGAGAAAUUGGAUUGGAUUUUUCUUACUAGGAUCAAUCAAUAAUUUACCAUAUGUGAUAGUAACAUCAGCAGCCAAUACUAUUGCAGAUAGUUUUGAUCAAAGAAACAAUGUUGGUGUUGUAUUCUUUGCUAAUGUGGCCUUGUCUGUCAUAGUCAAAAGUGUGAAUGGAUUUCUUCUGCUGAAAGUAUCCUAUGGACUUAGGAUUGUAGCCAAUGCCAUACUAAUGCUGAUAGGAUUAUUUGGUGUGGCCUUUGCCUUUGAUUUCUGGUUUGCUAUUGUAUGCAUUGUUUUUGUUGGUGCAAGUGCUGCCUUUGGAGAAAAUGUAGCUUUAGGAUAUCUGAGAUUAUUUCCCAGUAAGUUUGUGAAUGCUUGGUCUAGUGGUACCGGUAUGGCAGGGGUGCUGGGAUCAACUAUAUACAUUAUAUUUGGUUGUGCUGUUGGGGCAGGAGGGGACAAUACAGCCAAGUUAAAAAAUUUAACAAAGUAUGCCUUUUUAUUGACUUCCCCGGUUGUGGUUGUAUACUUGAUAGCCUAUUUCUGGAUAAUAAAGAUACCACCAGAAAGUGAAAAUCUUACCAAAGAUGACAGUGACAUACAGAAGGAAAAACAACGACUGUUAGAUAGUGAAGAUGGAGAAUUAGAUGAAAUAUCAGAAUCAGUAGAACCUGUAGAAGAAUCAGCUUUAAAAAGAAUAUUGAGAUGUUUUAAACUGGUCAUGUGGGUAUCUUUAAAUUUAGCUGCAGUUUACAUGUUUGAGUAUGUUGCCCAAGGAAGUGCAGCUAAAGUGAGACCAAAGUCUGAAUACAAUAAAGGAUGUCCUGAAUUAUAUGCCAGCCUGUCAUUGUGUUAUCAGGCAGGUGUAUUUGUAUCCAGAUCAUCAGUACAGUUAUUUAAAAUCAAGAGAAUAGAAGUUCUGUCUGUAUUACAACUGAUUAACAUGAUAGUAUGGCUGACAGAUGUCCAUACCAAGUUUAUACCAGUUUACUUAUUACCAGCCUAUAUGAUAUAUGUAGGUUUGUUAGGUGGAGCUUCUUAUGUCAAUAUAUUCUAUCUUCUACUGAAUGAUGACAAGUACCCAACCAAUGACAGAGAGUUAUGUAUCAACAUUGCUGCUUUGUUUAUAACAGUUGGAAUCGUGUCAGGAACAGCUGUAGAAACCUUGUUAUUCCAGACAGCAUUGAAAAAUGAUUGAUUUGUGAAAACUGAAAGAGUAAAACAUUCCAUUUGUGUCAAAUUCAGGGUUGUCAAAUACUGUAAAUUCAGAAAUAUUCUGAGGUUUUUAUUAAUGAGUAUAAUGCUACUCUUGCAAUUAAGAGAGCAUUUCGAUAUCUGGCACAUAUGUAUAUGUAUAUAGCUUUUCCUAAAAUUGCAAUAAUUAUUCUAGAAAUAAUUAAACUUACAUUUUUGUACAUUUUUCAGCAAUCACAAUUAUCAAAGUUGCAUUUUUGUACAUUAUUAACAAUGGCAAUAAUUAAUGCACUCAAUAAUUUCUGAAUUUACAGUACUACAUUUGAUUUGAACCAUGAGAUUAAUUGUUAUGUACAUGACAAAGUAUUUUAUUUUUGUAAUUUUUACAUAUUAUUGAAAAAUUGUGCAAUAUUGCUAAUAUGUUAAAGGCAUGAAGAAAAAACAGAUCCUUUAUUUGGAGUUAAAAACAUUAUUUUUUUAUUUACUAUUUAUAAUUAUUUAUGUUUUGUAUAUAUAUGCUGGUUGGUUUCAAUAUGUUGUAGUUUUAAUGUGAGUUAUUUCUCUUGGCAGCAAUGUAAAAGGUGCAAAUGGUUGAUUUUCUUAUUUGAAACAAGAUUAAUAAGAGAUCUGUACUAGCUUGUAGUGAAGAAAAACACAAGGCUUAUAGAAAUUAACAUUGUUCUGAAAACAACUUUUUAUACUUCUAUCAGUCAUUAUAAUAAGUUCACUUUGACUGAUUUACAAAGACAUGUCCAACAUAGGGACAAAAGGGAAAUAACUCAUGCAAAAAUUGUGUAAAUCAGAAACUUGCCAUUGUUUAUUUUGAGUAUUUGUAUGAGGAUAUCACUUUGUAGGUUUGAUAAUUUUAACCAUAACCUUAAAAAAGAAACAGACAAACUGCAUUAUAUAUGUCCUUUUUUUAAAAAAGUAAUUAAAGAUUCCUUUUGGAAAGGACAUAGCAUAAGAAAAGAGACAUUUAUCACCUGUUUCACACAGAAUAUGAUUUUUUUAAUGUUUUACAAGGAAGUUAAAAAAUGUAUAGUUGACUAUAAAAAGAUCAGGACCUGCUGUCCCUUCCUGAUUAUGUGUGCCAUACAAUUGUGUAUGGUACUUAGUUGCUCAAUCUUCAGUUAUCUUGGUUAUGUUUUGUUAUAUUAUAUUUGACCACAUUUUAAAGCUCACUUAUGCUCAUUAUAAAAAUAUUGACAAAUAAAAUGCAUAUCCAUGUUAAAUGUGCAUAAAGCAUGACAUGAACAAAUUAUUUCUUAAUUUAGACUCAAUCUCCACUUAUAAAUUGCACUUGUUACAUUAUUGUAUAUGUAGAAUAGUAUUCAGAAAUAUGUUUUCUGAUUGUUUUUUUAUCUUUCACUAAAGCACAAUGUUAUCUA
Messenger RNA from Mytilus trossulus (common blue mussel), 2796 nucleotides. RefSeq names its product battenin-like. Bases 207 to 1412 code for a protein of 401 amino acids. The record is from RefSeq and is a predicted model, not a curated record. Gene Ontology annotation, cellular component: membrane. NCBI's taxonomy places the organism in Eukaryota, Metazoa, Mollusca, Bivalvia, Mytilida, Mytilidae. The transcript is spliced from 15 exons.